AUGUCCAACAGUAACCUCGAUAUAUGGAUUGCCGGCGCAUUCGCAGCAGUCAUCGUCGACUUCAUCGUCUACCCGUUUGACACCCUCAAGACGCGCAUCCAGUCGCCCAACUACGAGAAAGUAUACAAAGAUGCCUCCACGCGGGCCGUCAGGAAAGACGUCCUCUUCCGGGGCUUGUACCAGGGCGUAACAGCAGGAGCCUUCUUCACCACGUACGAAGCCCUAAAACACCUCCUCAACACCACGCACAAGAACAACACGUCCAACAACCUCGCACUGCGCCACUCGCUCCCCGCGCCCGUCAUUCACGCACUCGCCUCGUCCGGCGCAGAAAUGGUCUCGUGUUUCAUCCUCACGCCCGCCGAGGUGAUCAAGCAGAACGCCCAGAUCGUCAACGUGCAGUCUGCGCAGGGUACGAGACCCGCCACGGCGACGGUGCAGGCCGUCGCGAAGUUCCGCCAUCGCCCCUGGAAGCUGUGGAGCGGGUAUACGGCGCUUGUGGGCCGCAAUCUGCCGUUUACGGGGCUUCAUUUUCCGAUUAUGGAGGCUGUGCGGGCGAGGAUUGUGGCGUGGAGGGAGAGGAAGCGCGAGGAGCGGCGCGUGCUGGGGUUGGAUGUUAGCGCGGGGAAGGUGGGUGGGAGUGAUGUUGUUGAGCGGGCGGUCGUCACGGGGGUUUCGGCGGCGAUGUCGGGGACGAUUGCGUCGACAGUGACGACGCCGAUUGAUGUUGUCAAGACGAGGAUGAUGUUGUCGGCUGGGGAUGGUGACGGGGGGACGAGGCAUGUGAGCUCGUGGGCUGUUGGAAGGAAGGUCUUCCGGGAUGAGGGUGUUAGGGGUUUGUUUCGCGGGGGUGCGAUUAGAGGUGUGUGGACGGCUUCUGCGCUGAGUAUCUAUCUGGGGAUGUAUGAGGGCGGGCGGUCGUAUCUUGAGAAGCGGAGAGAGCGGAUGGCAGAUGAAGAGAGUCGAUCGCAGAGCCAAACGGCUAUAUAG
Molecule: messenger RNA, 990 nt
Organism: Aspergillus terreus NIH2624
Lineage: Eukaryota; Fungi; Ascomycota; Eurotiomycetes; Eurotiales; Aspergillaceae
Product: putative mitochondrial carrier protein
Exons: 3
Coding region: 1-990 (329 amino acids)
Cellular component (GO): mitochondrial inner membrane
Molecular function (GO): S-adenosyl-L-methionine transmembrane transporter activity
Source: RefSeq, a predicted model, not a curated record